UUUGUUUCUCUUUCACCGACAAUUAGUUAAUUUCUUUUUUUUAUUUAACCUUUAUUUGUAUCUUUGUUUGGUGUGUGUCAUUGUCUUUGGUGUCACUUUUUCUCUAGAGUGUUUUGUGUGGUUUCAAUUCAAUUUGAUUCUAUUUUAAUAUCUUUCUCAUUUUCUUACAUUUUUUUUAAUCUUCUCUCUGUCUCUGUGUGUUUUUGUUUUUAUUUUUGUUUAAUUUCUUUUUCUUUCUUUCUCUUCUUCUUUGUGUGUGUGUAUUUACAAAUUAGAAUUGUUCAGUUAUGCCCGGUAUUUUAGCGAAAGAUAUUGAAUUUAUUGUGCAUUCUUAUUUUAGAGAGCAAUUUAGAGCCAAAGAUAUCCAAUGGAGACCCGCCGGUGUACCGGUUGACCAAGAAAGAGAAGCAACUGAAAGGAAUUCAAAUGCUGCCACCAGAUUAAGUCAAACUGAGGAACAAUCAAUCUCUUCAUUCAUUUAUAUUCUUAACAAAUUGUCCAAUGAUUUUAGAUCUUCCAUAGAGUCUUACAAUGAGCUGCGAGAUAAGGUGGAAACCGUUGUCAAUAAUUUAGAUUCAACUCUUGAACCUGACCGGCUCGAUGAAGGAGGUUACAUUAUUUUCAUUGGAAUUGCUGAUCAUCUUUUCACCGAGGGUAUCAAAUGGAGUAGCAUUUUAACGCUCUUUGUGUUCACCUUUGAACUUGCCCUAGAAUUUUAUCACAUUAAGAAUGAUCAAGUUAUCGUUGAAUCGAUUGCCGGUUGGCUGAUAAAUUAUGUUUCCGCUAGACUAUUGGAUUGGAUGAAUAACCAUGGCGGUUUUAAUGGUCUAAUCGAAUACUCAAAUCAACCCAAUACAACAAAUUUCUCUGACCUUAGAUUUUGGAAAACGGCAGCUCUUGUUGGUGGUAUUCUCGCAUUUAUAUCAAUUUCCAUGCAGAUUUUACACCAAUAGUAUCAAAGGUCUUUAAUGAUUGAGACUUUUAAAUGAUGAACCAAAUCAGAUAAUCAAGUCUCUCUUUCUCCCUCUCUCAUAUUUUAUUAUCUGAAAGUUAUAUCAUCAUUUAAACUCACGGUAUUUUUAUAUCUCAUCAUCGCCAAGAUGAUUACACAUGAUUGUUGAGUGAAAAACUUUUAAUCAAUUUUGCCAAGAAACUAAGAUUACAAAUGAAAACAAUUAUAAUCAACAAUCAUUAUUUAAAUAUUAUAUUUAUACAAAUUGAAGAGGAAACAAAAUAUUUCAAUAAACAUACAAAGAUUACAUUGAUACGUGAUUUAAACCAAAUCAACCAAAUUGAUUGGUCGAUAUUGAAAUGUCAUUGAUUCAAUUGUUUCCAAAUAAAAGUUAUUUUAAUGAA
Messenger RNA from Panonychus citri (citrus red mite), 1356 nucleotides. RefSeq names its product apoptosis regulator BAX-like. Gene Ontology annotation, molecular function: protein homodimerization activity; protein heterodimerization activity. NCBI's taxonomy places the organism in Eukaryota, Metazoa, Arthropoda, Arachnida, Trombidiformes, Tetranychidae. Gene Ontology annotation, cellular component: mitochondrial outer membrane. The transcript has a single exon. Bases 288 to 953 code for a protein of 221 amino acids. Gene Ontology annotation, biological process: extrinsic apoptotic signaling pathway in absence of ligand; regulation of apoptotic process; intrinsic apoptotic signaling pathway in response to DNA damage. The record is from RefSeq and is a predicted model, not a curated record.